UAUACUUGUGAUAGAACUGAAAAACAGAGCUCUACGCCUCAAACCCCUCUCCCCCUCUCUCUGAAAUAUCAAUGUUGCAGUCUCUACACCUACUCUCCCCCAGCUUAUCCUUCCCUCUCACCCAUCCCCACAACCGCUCACUCUCUCCUCCCAACUUUUUCCACAGACCCAUUACACUCCACACUCUCUCAGCCCACCUCCGAACCAGACCUGGACCAUGGCUCGCCCAAGUCCCCGAACCCACCACAACUGCACCAGAGGACGGACCCAUCGAACUUCCACCAUCCACUCCAUCCAUUUUCGCCACCACCGACGACCCUACGCCUCUCCAAGUCGCCACCAGUGUUCUGCUUACCGGGGCCAUCUCUGUCUUCCUCUUCCGCUCUCUCCGUCGCCGUGCAAGGCGAGCCAAAGAACUGCAAUUUAGGUCUUCGGGAGCAAAGAAAUCGUUGAAGGAGGAGGCAAUUGAUAGUUUGAAAGCUAUGACACCGACAACAAUCGAUGGCAAUGCCAAAUCUCCUCCCUCGCCCAUUCAGGCUUUCUUGGGUGGUAUAACAGCUGGUGUCAUCGCGCUUAUUCUUUACAAGUUCACCACCACUAUAGAGGCGUCCCUCGGUCGCCAGACACUUUCAGAUAAUUUCUCGGUUCGCCAAAUAACAAUAACCAUAAGGACUAUUAUCAAUGGGUUGUGCUAUCUUGCAACAUUUGUUUUCGGCAUCAACUCCGUAGGUUUAGUCCUGUACUCAGGCCAGCUUGCCAUCGACUCCUUCAUGGGAGAUUCUACAAGUGAAGAAACUCAGAGUAUAGAUGAAGCAAGAUUAAAUUCUACAAAUCUGAUAGCCAAGAGUCCCUCAGAUAGCUCUGGAAUGGACAGCAGUAAUGGGGAACAAAGUUCAGAUAAUACACAGUAAGGUAAGAUUCAAAAGGAACAGGUUUCAGUUCAUCUGAUCAAUUUGUAUUACACAUAUAUCUUUUCAAUAUAUAUAUCAUGCAAUUUUAUAAA
Cornus florida is the source of this 1003-nucleotide messenger RNA. RefSeq lists its product as uncharacterized. Gene Ontology annotation, cellular component: chloroplast thylakoid membrane. Lineage: Eukaryota; Viridiplantae; Streptophyta; Magnoliopsida; Cornales; Cornaceae. The transcript has 4 exons. Bases 72 to 911 code for a protein of 279 amino acids. The record is from RefSeq and is a predicted model, not a curated record.